Messenger RNA from Exophiala spinifera, 1566 nucleotides. RefSeq lists its product as uncharacterized. Gene Ontology annotation, biological process: transmembrane transport. Lineage: Eukaryota; Fungi; Ascomycota; Eurotiomycetes; Chaetothyriales; Herpotrichiellaceae. The record is from RefSeq and is a predicted model, not a curated record. The transcript is spliced from 2 exons. Bases 1 to 1566 code for a protein of 521 amino acids. Gene Ontology annotation, cellular component: membrane. Gene Ontology annotation, molecular function: transmembrane transporter activity.
AUGGGUAAUCAACCUGAUUUUCCAGACCACGUCUCGAGAACCAUGUCCAACGAUGACCUGGACAAACCCCAAGCCGUGAAUGUCGAGCUACAGCAAGAGGCCCCGGACUACAUCAAGUCCCUCAGCCCAGAGGAACGAGCCGCCAAAGAGAAGGCACUUGUCCGCAAGAUCGACCUUCGUCUCAUCCCUACCAUCGUCAUCAUCUACAUCAUGAACUACCUGGACAGAAAUAAUAUUGCUGCCGCCCGACUCGCCGGCCUCGAGGAUGAUCUCAAGCUCCAUGGCACGCAAUACCAGACCGCCGUGUCAAUCCUGUUUGUGGGUUAUCUCUUGAUGCAGGUUCCGUCCAAUCUUUUCAUGAACAAAUUCGGAAAACCAUCCAUCUAUCUAUCCACAGCAAUGGUCGUCUGGGGUGCGAUAUCGAUGGCCACCGCCGGGGUACAGAACUUUGGAGGUCUUAUCGCUGUUCGAUUCUUCCUCGGUUUCGUCGAGGCGGUGUACUUCCCUGGCUGCGUGUUCUUCCUCAGCUCUUGGUAUACUCGUAAAGAGUUGGGGUUCCGAACUGCGAUGCUCUACUCGGGAUCUCUCUUAUCGGGAGCGUUUUCCGGGUUGAUUGCGGCUGGCAUUACAGAUGGAAUGGAUGGCCUCCAUGGUUUAAGAGCUUGGAGAUGGCUGUUUAUCGUCGAGGGAGGCAUCACUAUCGGGAUUGCCAUUGGUGCAUAUUUCAUCCUACCAGACUUCCCAAGUACGACGGCUUGGUUGACCCAAGAAGAGAAGACUUUGGCCAUUUGGAGACUGCAGGAAGACAUUGGAGAAGCAGAUCGUGCAGAAGAUGGUCAGGACUCGUUGCUCUAUGGAGCCAAGUUGGCAUUCAAAGACCUUAAGAUGUGGAUUUUGAUGGUGAUCCUCUUCUGCAUCGUCUUUUCCGGCUCCGUCACAAAUUUCUUCCCGAGUGUCGUAGAGACGUUGGGCUACUCCAGGAUCAACUCACUGCUUCUGACAUGCCCACCCUAUGUCCUGGGUGUUAUUACCGCUUUCAUCAACGCAUGGCACGCUGACCGGACUGGAGAACGCUACUUUCACAUUACCACACCGCUCUAUUUUGCCAUCCUAGCUUUUAUCUUGGCGGCAGCCACCACCGCUACAGCUCCGAGAUAUGUCGCCAUGAUGCUGAUGAUCCCUGGCGUCUACACGGGCUACGUUGUCUGUCUAGGCUGGAUCUCCAACACCCUCCCUCGCCCGGCUCCGAAACGAGCCGCAGCCAUUGCAGCGAUCAAUGCCGUUUCGAACACCAGCAGCAUCUUCGCUAGCUACAUGUUUCCCUCCUCAGCUGCUCCGCGAUACGUUGUAGCAAUGUCGGUAUGCUGUGCAAUGGCUGGGACGGCGAUCAUUUUUGCCACUAUCCUUCGCUUCAUCUUGGUCAGGCUGAACCAGAAGCUCGACCGCGGGGAGUUUGUCGAAGGGGCCAUCAAUGCACCUGCAGGCGAGAGAAGGACGAGUCUGAUUACAGCUGGUGGAGCUGUCCCAAGUGAGGCUGCCACUAAAGGUUUCAGAUUCCUGGUGUAG